CCCCUAGACCAGUGCUGCUGUGGCUCAGUUUUGUUGCUGUUUUCACAACUUCGCACUUAGUUUCUCCCGUUUCCUUUUACUUCCUGUUAGCGUAGUAGUUCUUGGGGGCUUCUGUUAGCGACUGACUCAGAUGCUCAAGUUGCUGUCCGCCCUUUCCUGCUUCCGUUGAACUACGAAUACUAAAACUAACUUCGUUCGGCGACCUUGCUAGUCCAGCUGUUGCGAUGGCGUUCUGUCUGAAUGAGCCGCCGCCGACAACGUGGGAGAUUUCGCCACGUCAGACCGACACGAGAGAAUCAUACGUUCGGACCGCCGAGAAAUGCGGCGGGAACCUCGGCCUCUCCCUCAGCCUGAGCUUUGGCAACGCUGACGGGGAUUUUAAGGCCGCAACUCACGGCGAGAGGCCCGCAAUCGCUGCACCCGUAAAAACCGAAGAAAUGUACUCCCCGUAUAAUCGUUUGCCGAAUCUUUUCCGCGGUCAGAGCGACCCGGCGGGGUCCAGCCAUGGCCGGUCGCUAACUGACCCCAUUCCCGCGCCACUCUCUUUGCCGCCGCCGUCGCUGCCGUCGCUGCCGACGCCUGUACAGUGUUCACCUGAGGAGAAACCCUCAUUCGACACAAGCCCUCAAUCGACGCUGCCGCCGGUAGUUCUGACUGAGGACCAGAAGCAGCAGCAGCCGCCGCCGCCGCCGCCGCCGGUGCUGUUAAACGAGGAGCAGAAGCAGCAGCUGCUGCGGCUGCUGCAGCAGCACCACCAGAAGCUCCUUCAGGUGCAGCAGCACAAGCAGCAGCUGCAGAACCAGCUCGCCGCGCCGCUCCCAACCCUAUCAAAUCUUCAGGGAUCAAAUCUUCGCGGUCAAGACGAUAUCCUGACGUCAGCCGCCGCGCAUAUGGCUUCGCAGGCGGCUCCCGCGGCGGCUCCCGCGACCAUGGCGCCGGCUCUCGCGGCAGCUCUAUCCGCCUCACCAAGUCCGCUGCUCAAUUCCCAAGUCGUAUCAAACCUGCUAGGCGGUUCGAGCAGGCUAGAUGCUGUCUCCCUAUUGGCUCGCCUCUGGAGCGCCCCAGCCGCCGCAAAUCCCGCCGCCGCUGGUAGUGACCCUUCCCCUUCGCCGUUCUCCGCAGGCCUUCUCCGCGGCCCUGCUCUAGUCCCCGCCGCGGAGUACACCACCGCCGCGGAAGCUGUUUCCGCCACGCCUCCCCGCGCCUUUCUGCGCGACCUAAGCACGCGGAGCGCCGCGGGGGGAGUCUUCACGUCCUUGCAGGGCGGAAGCGGCGGACUGGGGGGAGCUAGCGCCAGUAGCGCAGCCGCUGCUAUGGCGCACAGUGCCUCCGCGGAUAUUGGCGCGGGGGGAGCGGGACUCGUGGGGAUGGCGAGGAGAGUGGCGGAACUCUUGGGCGCGAGGGCGGAGGGUAGUACUUGCGCGGAUGCUGCUGGUUUAGCUGCUGGUGCUGCUGCUGCUGUUGCCGCUGCUCCUGGUGCUGGUGCUGGUGUUAAUAGGUGGAGAUACCAUCAUGCUGACGUGGACGCGGCGGAGGGUAUGGGUGAGGUGGGAGAGGGCGGAGGUGAAGAAAGGGACGGCGAGAGGGAAGCGGAGGGAGACGGGGAGGGAGACGGGGAGGGAGACGGGGAGGGAGACGGGGAGGGAGACGGGGAGGAGGAAGAAGCAUCUGAAGGUGGCAGUGGCGGCGGUAGCGGCGGUAACACAACUGUAAACGGCAACCAGAAGAAAAUGCGGCUCACACAAGAUCAGUUCUCCAUACUGGAACAGGUUUUCCAGGAGCACCCGAAGCUGACGGCUCGGCAGAAGACGAGCCUGGCGGCGAGGCUCGGCGUGCGGGUGCGGCAGGUGGAGGUGUGGUUUCAGAACCGGCGCGCGCGCACCAAGGUGAAGCAGACAGAGGCGCAGCUGGAGGGGCUGAGGAGGCGCUGCCAGCAGCUGGCGGACGAAAACAAACGGCUCAAGCUGCAGCUCGCCAGGCAGGAGAGGGGGGAGCGGGGGGAGAGGGGGGAGCGGGGGGAGAGGGGGGAGAGGGGGCAUGGGAUGGGGGCGGGAAAGAGGAAUAGGGAGAGGGAAGCUGAGGAGGACAAGGGAUUGAGUGGGAAGAGGGUGAAGAUGGAGGAGAGCUGCGUAGAAUGGGAGCUGUGUGGGUCGUGUAAGGGGGAGGUGAAGGAAGCAAAGCAACAGGUGGCGAUGGGGGAUGAGGGGCCUAAUGUUGAGCCCACGAUGAGGAUGUUUCUGUAAGGUUGGCUCAUUAUUACCGGUAAUAGAAAUGUAUAUACUGC
Closterium sp. NIES-67 is the source of this 2284-nucleotide messenger RNA. Lineage: Eukaryota; Viridiplantae; Streptophyta; Zygnematophyceae; Desmidiales; Closteriaceae. The record is from the annotation of a GenBank genome assembly.